AUGAAAUGCUCGGUCAGCCUAUUGCUUGGUCAGCUUAUUCGCUUGCUUCCGGGAACGUUUGUGAUUUUCUUCAUCAUACAACCAACUAGCUCUUAUCCCAGUCCGAAACCACUAGCUCAGCUUUCUCCAGAAUCAGAAGACUGUCCAAAAUGGGAUGACAGCCCGUGGUGUCCAUGCUAUCAGUUCGAAGAUGGACUAUUCCUUGAGUGUCCGACUACUGGAAUAUCAGAAAUACGUACCACGCUAUCGUUAAUCAGCGUGCCAAUUAAAUCAUUAGGAAUAUAUCACUUAGACAAAAAUAUCACGAUUCUUCCACCAAAGGUCUUUGCAAAUGCAUCUGUAUCGCAUCUGUUGAUGUCCUACACAAGUAUAGAACAACUUGAUGAAUAUGCUUUUUUUGGACUUGAAGACACUUUAGAUAGUUUGUCUAUUGUAAACAGCAAACUUAAAGACAUUCCUCAAAAAGCUCUCAGCAAUCUCAAAGAGCUUACUUCCAUUGAUUUUGAUAGCAAUGAAAUUCAAAAAGUUGAUAGCUAUGCUUUUUACGGCAUGCCAUUGACUACAUUGAAUUUGCAAGGCAAUCAAAUUGACACUUUGUCUGAAUACGCUUUUGGCGGUCUAGAGAAUACUCUGCAGGAACUUACUCUCAUCAACAAUAAACUCAUCAAAUUUCCAUUGAGUGCUUUACGUCGACUAAGAAAGCUUAAAACGUUGAAACUUGUAAAAAAUUUCAUUGAUGAUAUUCUGGACGAUGGGUUUACGAGAUUCACAGAUCUCGAGACUUUGGAUAUGAAUUCGAAUAGAUUAACUGAAUUGCAUGAUCGAAGUUUCGUUACGAUGCCCAGAUUAGUUGUUCUUUCUGUUCAAAUGAAUAAACUUGUAAGUCUUGACGAUAGAGUUUUUAUUCAUGUACGAGAACUAGAAAACCUAGACUUGAGCCAUAAUCGUAUUGUAACUCUGAAUCCUCGUGUUUUGAGCCCAUUGCAUAAGCUAAAGACAAUAGACUUAAGUUUUAACCACCUUCACUCUAUAGAAGGAGGUGUUUUCCACAAUUUAACUCAACUAAGAGAAGUAUUCUUGUCAAACAACAACAUAUUGAAAAUCACCAAUGAUACGUUGUAUAAUAGCUCCCAAAUAUCUGUUUUGUUUCUACCUAACAAUGCAAUAACUUCAAUCGAUUUAGGAGCAUUCCAAUCACUUCAAAAUCUUUACCAACUGCAGCUGUCAUUUAACCAGUUGCGUGACGUUCACCCCUUAUUAUUCAAAAACAAUCGUGAGUUGCGUUCCCUUUCGAUGGACAACAACUUAAUAACUGACAUUCAGCUUGGAACAUUUCAAGAAUUAAUUGAACUGCGAGAUCUUAGAUUACAAAAUAAUUUACUAAAGCGGAUCAGGAAAGGAAGUUUUUAUUCCUUACCUAACCUACAGGAAUUACAUCUACAAUACAACCGUAUAGAUGUUAUUGAGAAAGAAGCUCUUCAAAGCCUCGCCAAUUUGCAACAUUUAAACAUUCAAGGAAACCGACUCAUUGAAGUUGGUGACAUUCUCAGUAGGUACCCUUCCAGUUUGCGUUCUCUACAGAUAAAUCACAAUGAGAUAACUUCCCUACAAGAAACCAGUUUAAAAGGUUUAAACAAGAUGGAAAUUCUCUGGCUCGAUUGCAAUAAAAUCAAGAAACUACAGAGAAAUGUCUUUACUGAUUUAACAGAAGUUCAGAAACUGUAUUUAGACCAUAACGCAAUUUCUUCUAUAGAAGACAAUACUUUCGUAGAAAUGAAACGAUUGGUCUAUUUAAAUUUAGAAAAUAAUAACUUAAAUCAUUUGAGUGCAAAUAUUUUCUCGGGAGCUGUCAAUCUUGAAGAAAUUUAUUUGUCUCAUAACAGAAUAAUGGAUAUUGAGCCGUUAACAUUUCAGAAUCUUAAAAAUUUGCGGAUUUUAUAUCUUUCUCACAAUCAAAUUUAUGUUAUUCGAAAGUACAUGUUUGAAGGCGACACACAACUAGAAGAACUUAGUCUUUCUAAUUCUAUGAUUGAAAGCAUUGAAGAUAACACAUUCAUUCAUUUGACAAACCUUUUGAAACUUGACUUAAGUCAUAAUCGUUUGCUUAAUAUAAAAAUAACUUUCUUGGGAAACCUAAGAGAACUCAGUUUAAAUAAUAACAAUUUGACAGAGAGGAACGGAAUUGAGCUACAAGGACUUACUGGUCUUUCUGACCUAAAUUUGGACAAUAUUGGAGACGAAAAAAUUCAAAAUUAUUUAUUUGAAUCAUUGACAGAUUUGAGGUCUUUACAUCUUUGCAAUAAUGAUCUCAAACAACUAGAACCGAAUUUGUUCUCAAAUUUAGCUUUAUUACACGAACUGCAUUUGGACAAUAACGAGUUUUCUACAGUACCGAAAUCAGCCAUUCGAAAAUUAGAAAAACUAGAAAAACUUUCCAUAUCUAGAAAUAAACUGAAGCAGUUACCAAAUAUGGCAUUUAUUGAUAACAAUAUCUUAAGUAAGCUUAACUUAUCCGAAAAUGUCAUAACAGCUGUUGAGAAGAAAGCAUUUCAAAACCUAACAAAGCUCAAAGACCUAGAUCUUUCCGGAAACAUGCUGACUUCGCUACCAAAUGAAGUUUUUGAUUUUUUAAUAUCCCUUGAAACACUGAAUUUGAACAAAAACCUUCUAAAAUUUAUUCCAAACUCCGUCCUGCUCUCGCCGCUUUCUAGCUUGAAAACAUUAUUAUUUGAAGAAAAUGCAUUAUUGCGAGUUAGAGAAGACAUGACUUCUUCACAGACAUUGCACAAAGUUCAACAUUUGCGGAUUAACAGUGGAAACAUUAGCAUUAUAGCUUCCCAUGAUUUCUCGAUAUUUCCCCAACUUCUGACACUAUAUCUUAGAAACAAUGGCAUUGCAAAAGUGUCACCUGGUGCUUUUAAGCCAUUGAGCAUGCUAGUUGAGUUAGACCUCGGAUAUAACAAAUUGGACAUACUACCUGAAGAACGAUUCCAUGGUUUGAUAAAAAUUGAAACAUUGAACAUUACUAAUAAUCAUUUACUGGAAUUUCCUUCAAUCAAAGAGGAUUUAAAAUAUCUCUCUAAGUUGGAUUUAUCUUACAACAAACUAAUUAAAAUUGAUGGUGAUACAUUUGACAGAAUGUAUAACCUGAAAACUUUAAAUAUCCAAUCAAAUAAAAUUACGUGGAUAUCUCCUGGUGCUUUUGACAAUCUUUCAUCACUUCAAGAGUUGGAUAUCAGUAAUAACCAACUGACUCACAUAAGCAGCAACGUACUAAUCCCAGCAGAAAUAAGGAUGGCAACACUUAAACUGUCAGGUAAUCCUUUCCACUGUGACUGUUUAAUGUUGAGUCUCUGGGAAUGGCUGCAAGAGCACGGGAGAUUUCUUCACUUGGACAACAACCCUCUGGUAUGUGUCCAUCCUGAUAGAUUGCGUGAUCAUUCCAUCCUCACCCUUCAUCCAUCAGACAUUUGUCCUUCACCCCUCCUGUCGGACCUCGAAGUUCAGAGACUCGACGCUGACCAACUGACCAUCAUCUGGGAGGUGCAAAACGGCACCUUGAUCGGAGGCUUCACCGUCACCUAUCACGUCACUACAUCACGCUCGCCAGUUGUCCUGGCAAAUCUUCACGCCACUUCUAGAGGUCACGAACUUGAUGGCUUGCUGCCAGAAACCUGGUAUACAGUGUGUGUAACAGCUACCGGAAAGUACUUGAAGAUGUACGGCAAUAAACCGAUUCCAUAUGUCACGGAGAACGAAAGGACUAGUAGCAGUGAAGCAGCUACAUCAAACAACAGAAAGUGCCUACAAAUAAGAACAUUGGCGAAAACGGACAAAACCAAGAUCACAUUGUCCACCCUUGGGAUUAUACUGGGCAGCAGUAUCAGCGCCGCAUUGGUGCUUACCUUAUCUAUUCUCCUGACGGCUUUAAAAUUUCGUCGCAGAAGACGAAGACCAGUGAAAAAUGAUGUUCCCCAGGAGUAUAUCUCUUACAGACAUUUUUCCAUUCAGUCAUCAGAAGGCGUAUAUUCAUGACUUUGCUUCCCACACACAGAAUAUAUUGCAGGAAAACUUUAUCGUAAAUGAAAAGAUGUUCAUUUUUUACACUAAUGGAAUAAGUAUAGGCAUAAUGACUGAAUUCUAUGAAUGACAUGCCACGAAUUAAGGGGCUAAAAUGCGAGCAAGCACAAAACCAGACCUUUCACUCCCUUUAUUUACUUAAGGGUAUAUUUAGUCUAAAGUUUUGUGAUAACAAACUGUUCACUUAUACAAGAGCUCAAUUCUAAACGCCGUUUUCCAAAGGCACUAUUCUUUAAAGAUGUGAUAAAACAUUUCUUAACGUAAUUUUGUUUGACAAAAGUGUACUGAAGCAAAUUUUGCCUCAUUAAAGAGUCGAGACAUGUUUUUGUUUAGAAAUAUGUAUGAAGUUGAGAUUGUAUUUAUUUAGUUAGUUUUAUUUUUCCCCGGUGACUUUUUUUUUUGUUGAAGUAGCUAUUUAUUAGAGAGCGAAUUUUUAUCACUGACCUAAUAGUAAUGUCUUUCCUUACAUGCAUAUAAGAAGCAAAUGUUAUUCGAAAGAAAGUGAAAUUUGUCCCUUGUCAGGCGUAAAAUAAAUUCUAAGUUAGAAAUUGUUAGCAGUCAAUUACAUUACAGAGGUAAUUAAAACUGCUUUAUAUGAUUGUAUUCAGUUAUAUUAAACAGCAUUACGAAGGACUUUCUCUAGAAAAAAAUACUGUUUAUUUUUUCUAUCAACCUAUUGCAAGGUAACUUGGGAAAUCUGCUACAAUUAAAUUUUGUGAUUUAAUGAAAAAAAAAGGAUUGCUUUUCAUUAUUAACACUUUUAUAGAACAUACUCGACGACUUAAUUUCUAAAACACAGUUUAGAGAAUUUUACGAGAUAUUGUAUCCACACACGCUAAAUUUACACCUCGUAGGUAUGUAUUAAAUAUCAAAUACCAUUAAGAGAGACAUUAAUCAAUCUUGGUCCUUUGUUGUAAGCAUCUUUUGAACGUAACAUGAAUCUUAUAAUUACAAAAGAUAAAUUCACAAAUCAAACACCAUAGAUUACUUUUUCUCAUAAAAAUAUCUAGUGCAUUAGAUGCUUCUUUUACAAAUCUAAAAGCUUCUUCUGCCUUUAAUGUAAUUUUUUCCUCGAAAGAAAUUGCGUAAAGCUCAUUGUACACCAUAUCUAUUGUCAUUAUUUAUUUUUUACUUAACGUAUAAAAUUAGUUAUAUAAAAGCUGGAUUUUUUUUUUCAUUUAGUGAUAAAUUACAUGUAUAUGUAAUUUCUCAUUUUGUAACGUCUUCUUCCAUGUUGCAACGUUAUAAUAAUAUUUCAAGAUUCAUUUUCUUCCCUGACCCCCCCCCCCCCCCAUUGCAUGAACUAAAAAACCAUUCCAUCAGUUGCAAAACCAAUGAUGCCUUAUUUUAUGCUUUUUAGUAUGAGGAAAAAGAAAAAAAAUAUAUAGAUGUAUUUAAAAUUGAAUAACAUUUUUAAUUUUUGUGACCUUCUCUUUGCUUUCCACACAUUAAUACGCAAAAAGUCAUUGUUUAGUUUCAUUUUCAAAUGUACUUGUUAUGCUACUAUAUAAGCUGCAUCAUUUUACUUGGUUGAACUGAAACAAGAUCUGAUGAUGGGUGAUUAUUGGACCAAACAAGUUUCAUCAAAUGAAAAAGGAUAGCAAAUAACAAAUGACAUUGUAUCCAACCAUUUUUUACGAACACUUUGAAAAACUGGUGUUAAAAUGUUUUACAAAAUACCAAAAAGCAGUGUGUAAGUACAAUUAUCCCCUUUUUUUAACGUGCUUUGUCAAUAUUGCACAAUUGAAUGUAAAAAUGAACAUAUUGUUUCUGUGAAAAAUGUCUGUACAAAAUUUCAUGUUUUC
This is a messenger RNA of Uloborus diversus, 5885 nucleotides long. RefSeq names its product protein artichoke-like. Bases 1 to 4035 code for a protein of 1344 amino acids. Gene Ontology annotation, molecular function: protein binding. The record is from RefSeq and is a predicted model, not a curated record. The transcript is spliced from 2 exons. NCBI's taxonomy places the organism in Eukaryota, Metazoa, Arthropoda, Arachnida, Araneae, Uloboridae.